Dioscorea cayenensis subsp. rotundata (Guinea yam) is the source of this 1882-nucleotide messenger RNA. RefSeq names its product conserved oligomeric Golgi complex subunit 3-like. The record is from RefSeq and is a predicted model, not a curated record. The transcript is spliced from 12 exons. NCBI's taxonomy places the organism in Eukaryota, Viridiplantae, Streptophyta, Magnoliopsida, Dioscoreales, Dioscoreaceae. Bases 1156 to 1740 code for a protein of 194 amino acids. Gene Ontology annotation, biological process: intra-Golgi vesicle-mediated transport; intracellular protein transport; Golgi organization. Gene Ontology annotation, cellular component: cis-Golgi network; COG complex; membrane.
CUCUCAAGUCUCAGCCCCAUAAUGUUUACCAAGUCAAACCCCAGUACUGACAACCUCCUUGGGCACUAAAUCCAACUGCUUGUCCAAAUCAGCAGGUUCAUGGUGAAUGCUCCAAGAAUGGCCUGGCAAUCCUGCAGUAGUUGUUCUCAGAACAGGCCACCAUUGGUGCAGCUUCUGAGUCUUUGAUCUCCUUGCUACUAUCUUUGUAUGUUGCCAGAGAAGACCAUUGAUGGCUUUGAGGUAGUUACUGGCAUUGCACCAAUUGAUACUUUCAGAGGCAGCUUGGAAAGAGGCGGUUUAAGAAAAACCGCAUCCAUAGUUGAUGUCUAAAAUUAUAUCAAUCUUUUAGAGCCGGUUUAAAUCAAGCUCAGUCUGAACCGCAAGCACGGAAAGCUCUUGGUUUCUCUAGGAAUAGCCAAUGCUUGAACCCCCUCCCUUGCCCUCGCCUCCGGCCGAACUUGUUGCUUCUUUGAAUUGCUGUUUUUAAAAUGAUGGUCCUGUGGUUUCUGCCAAGGAUGAAGCAAUGAAGGAGAUGCUGGAUGUGUGGAUCCUAGGGAGACUCAGAUGGAAAAGUUGAUGAGAGAGUACAAUGAGUUCACAGAAGGAGAUGUUGUUUUCCCUUUAACAUACUGGACCUGAAAGGCUUUGAAGGCAGAUGGAUAUAUAUGUAUGUAUAUCAAUUUGACUAAAAUUAUGUAAAAUUUGGUAGUUUUCUUUCUAAUGAAGUCAAGGGAGAAGAUACUUGAAGUUUUUGAGAGAAUGAUGGAAGAGAGAAAGAGAAUUAAUAUGAGAUUGAAGAUGGGCAGCAAAAGCUAUGCAGGUGCAUAAGAAGAGCAAGAUAAACUUUAGCAGGAAAAUAAAGCUCAUUUAAAUUUGAUACACUAGCUUGAAUUCUCAGCAUUGUUGUAAACAAAUGUCUGAACAUUUAUCAACACUAACAACUCCAAACAAAACAGAAUUUGGAUAAUGGCCAUGUUGAGUUCAAAGAGCUUAAGGAGAACGUUGAUGCUUUAAUCAACUGUAUUUUUUUAAACAUAGGUUUCAGCAAUAAUAAACAAGUGGCUGCAUUUAUCAUCUAGAAAGGCCUCCUUAAUUGGAAGUCAUUUGAAUUAGAGAAAACUAGUGUUUUUGACCGCCUUGUCCAGAUGAUUGGUUAUGCAAUUUGAGUUGAAGACUGUGCUGGAAGAAAUUGAGAGUAGAUCGUCAAGGAAAGAAUAUUCACAACUUCUUACAGAAUGCCACAAGUUAUACUGUGAGCAGAGACUAUCAGUAAUUAAAGGGAUAGUGCAGCAGAGGAUCUCUGAGUUUUCAAGAAAAGAGGCAUUGCCCUCGUUAAGUCGUUCUGGAUGUGCAUAUCUUAUGCAGACUGCAAAUUACCGGUCUGGUGAUGAAGAUCUGGACUAUCCAGCGAAGCUAGAGCGAGCUGCUCAGUCUGCAACUGAGGAAUCUGGUGAUAACAAAUCUGAUGUUGUCAAUAGCUGGUAUCCUCCAUUGGAAAAAAUGAUAUCAUGCCUGCCAAAACUAUAUCGUUGUUUACAGCCAGCUGUUUUCACUGGUUUAGCUCAGGAAGCUGUUGAAUUUUGCACAAUAUCGAUUCAGUUGCUGAUAGUCAUCAGCAAUCACUCAAUGAGGUUGCUCAGAAAAUUAAACACUCUCUCAACUUCCUUAGCGCUAGAUCCUCAACUCCAACCGGUGACUCCGAUCCUGAUGCUGCACACGAGUAGACACUCCUUCUUCUGACUAUCUAGGCAGGCCUGAGAUGCCCGUGGUGUCUUCCGUCUUCUUAGAUUUUUAUCCUUGCUUUUUAUUUCCUUUGUGGUAUUUUGUUUCUCCUCACCACUGGUGAGAGGAGUCUCUUUUUCUAUACUGUUGUUACUUUUUA